AUGGCGGUGUUUGAGGGAUAUAUCAAGCGUAUUUGGGGCCAUCUUGGGAUUGCGCAAAUUGCUCGUAUGACCAUGGGCUUAACGAUGGUGAAAUUUAAUGAUGAGGCGACUAGGGACCUGGUUUUAGAGAAUGGUGUUCUUCAGUUUGAUAGAAAACCAGUAAUAGUUAGACCGUGGUCCGCUAAUCUUAAUGUGGUGAAGUUAAUCCGUUCAGUUCCGUUAUGGAUUAGGCUUCAUGAUUUAGGUCUGCAAUACUGGGGGAACAAUUGCCUAAGUGCUUUGGUCAGUACUAUUGGGAAGCCAAUUAUGGUGGACCAACAUACUAGGGAUCGCACAAGGAUCCAGUUUGCUCGGGUUUUAGUUGAAAUGGACAUCACGGAUACACCACCAAGAAUGAUUCAAUUUCUAAAUGAAAAUGGUCAGCUGGUGGAACAAGGGAUUGACUACGAAUGGCUACUUGUGAAAUGUAAACAAUGUCUGGGUUAUGGUCAUAUAAUGGCAGACUGUAGGAAGGGGGAUAGUGAGAAGAAAGAGAGGUAUGCAUAG
Messenger RNA from Humulus lupulus (European hop), 546 nucleotides. RefSeq lists its product as uncharacterized. The coding region runs from base 1 to 546 and encodes 181 amino acids. The transcript has a single exon. NCBI's taxonomy places the organism in Eukaryota, Viridiplantae, Streptophyta, Magnoliopsida, Rosales, Cannabaceae. The record is from RefSeq and is a predicted model, not a curated record.